ACGGUGAAGCGAUCUUGCUAUCCCUACAGGCCUGUACGUUGAAGACCGGCAGAAGGUCGAAACUAGGGCGAUAGGUUAGAUAUUUGUUAGGGCAGAUUUAUGACUGAUUUGAUUAUCUAGAUAUACACUCACCUCGAAGAUAUAUCUCCGGGGGAGUUGCACGAGCCUUGUGUCGUCCUUACACACUUUAGUUGUUUUUAUCCGCGGUUAAAGAGCAGGGAUCAUGGCUUUGGUGGGUCUGAGAGCCUCCUACCACAGGAUGCUGGGAAAGAUCGAGCUUCUACUGCCUGCUAAACUGAGACCAGUGUACAACCACCCUGCAGGUCCCAAGACGGUUUUCUUCUGGGCUCCAAUGUUUAAAUGGGGCCUGGUAAUAGCUGGUUUAGCAGACCUGACCAGACCAGCUGAAAAACUCAGCACAUCCCAGUCUGCAGUGCUGACAGCUACAGGUCUUAUCUGGUCCAGGUAUUCACUGGUCAUUAUACCAAAGAACUGGAAUCUGUUUGCUGUCAACUUCUUUGUUGGAGGUGCAGGUGGAUCUCAGCUCUACAGGAUAUGGAAGUACAACCGAGAACAGAAAGCAAAAACUACUGUGGAGGCUUGAUACUGUUCACACAUCGGUGCCAUUUGAUGGACUGAAAGGGAAUCCAGGUUAUUCCUCAGAAAACUUCAGCCACCUUUUUUAGUAUGUUACGUUUUAAUCACCUAGUCUAGUCUAUUGUAAACCUUUAACCCUCUCAUGAACACAAAUGUCAUUGACGCACAAUAAUUAGUCCUACAGAUAAGUAGUUUUCUGUACAGUAGUUCUUUAAGGGAAAGAGUUGCUUUCCUAAUACUUUAGAUUUACAAUCUAAACACUUCCUAUAGACACCUCAAUUAUUGUAAGGUAAAGAAAUAGCUCAAAAUGAAUUGGAAUUCUUGUGACAUAUUUAUUUAGCUGGUGUACACAUUAAAAUAUAUGUUUUGUUACCAUCGUAUAUGAAAUAACAUUUGUUAGUACCCAUGCUUUUCAUCAAUCACAAUCAGUUGAACUGUCAAAUUGAGUUAAAAAUAAACCAAUUAAAAUGAACAUACUCCUAAA
Hemibagrus wyckioides is the source of this 1081-nucleotide messenger RNA. It is a transcript of the gene mpc2b, whose product is annotated as mitochondrial pyruvate carrier 2b. The record is from RefSeq and is a predicted model, not a curated record. Gene Ontology annotation, molecular function: pyruvate transmembrane transporter activity. Gene Ontology annotation, cellular component: mitochondrial inner membrane. The transcript has 5 exons. Lineage: Eukaryota; Metazoa; Chordata; Actinopteri; Siluriformes; Bagridae. Bases 224 to 604 code for a protein of 126 amino acids. Gene Ontology annotation, biological process: pyruvate import into mitochondria.